UAUUAUAGCCCUUAAAAAAGUUCUUCAAAUAUAAAGGCCAAAAAUACUGUUCCUUUAUACUUUUUCUUGCACUAAACAGAGAAACAAGAUCUGCUUCUUAAAUUCAACAAAUUCAUACUCACCAAGAGAAGAGAAAAAAAAAAUGGAAGCCCUUCUGUCCCAAUUCACCUUGCUCUCAGACCAUGCUCUACAGGACAAGAACUUUGAUCCAUCCACAAUUGAGGACCUCAUGAAGCUGUUUGAGAUUGAGUCAUACAAGGCAUGGGCAGCUGCAGAACUUGAGCAACAGAAAGAGGUUGAAGAGGCUGAAGUUUCCAUGCAGGAAGCUGAGGACUACCUUGAUUCUGUCAUGGAAAGCGCCAUGGAUGAGUUCCGGCGCUUCGAAGAGGAGCUUGAGAGCAUGUCAAAGGCUGAAAUGGAGAGCCUAGUUAACACUGCUGAGAGUGCAAGAAAGAUGGGAAAUUUGAUGGAGAAAGCUGCCUCCAUUGCUUCCAAGAAGUAUAUUGAGGCUGCACUCAAUUCAGCCACUGCUUCCAUGAAAUCUGCUUGGAAGGGAAUCUCUUCUGGCAAGGUCCAUCCUUCUUAAAACAUAACAGUAACAAGAUAACCUUCCUAUUGAAAUGUAUUUAGUUAAAAUCUGUAAUAAGAUACUUCUCUUUUGGCCUUUUGUUUUGUUAUCUUCUGCUCUUAUAUUGCUGCUAUAGAAAUUGGAUCAGAAUUGAUGUACCAAAAUUGAUAGGCUGAGAGUUCAUGAUUCAGCCACCAGUGAGAAUGCAAACAGAUUUAAUGUUCAUGACA
Messenger RNA from Arachis duranensis, 798 nucleotides. RefSeq lists its product as uncharacterized. NCBI's taxonomy places the organism in Eukaryota, Viridiplantae, Streptophyta, Magnoliopsida, Fabales, Fabaceae. The record is from RefSeq and is a predicted model, not a curated record. Bases 143 to 586 code for a protein of 147 amino acids. The transcript has a single exon.